Guyanagaster necrorhizus is the source of this 324-nucleotide messenger RNA. RefSeq lists its product as uncharacterized. The record is from RefSeq and is a predicted model, not a curated record. The transcript is spliced from 4 exons. Bases 71 to 286 code for a protein of 71 amino acids. Lineage: Eukaryota; Fungi; Basidiomycota; Agaricomycetes; Agaricales; Physalacriaceae.
CAUGUAACACAGAUGCUGAUCACCAAUCAUAAGCCAAAUUGGCAGCCGCCGCUUUGCAUUUUCUCUUCUGAUGAUGCCCAUAUGGAUCUAUGGCAUUACAUUUCUUCUUCAUACUAGUAUCCCUCAUUGUUGCAUGUUCCUAAAAAUAGCUGUGACGUCAAUCACAAGAAGGAUGAUAUCUGAAUACCCAUGCGGCGGGAAUUCUUCACUGCCUAUCAUGUCGUGUCGUCGGUGGCGGCUGUUCGAUGAUCAUCCUUGUAUACGAAUCUCUGGCUGGCUACGUUAAUGCGCUAGCUCUCGAGUCUCUUAUGCAUGUGACGGCGA